Molecule: messenger RNA, 1854 nt
Organism: Fusarium coffeatum
Lineage: Eukaryota; Fungi; Ascomycota; Sordariomycetes; Hypocreales; Nectriaceae
Exons: 7
Coding region: 1-1854 (617 amino acids)
Biological process (GO): DNA-templated transcription; positive regulation of transcription by RNA polymerase II
Cellular component (GO): nucleus
Molecular function (GO): sequence-specific DNA binding; zinc ion binding
Source: RefSeq, a predicted model, not a curated record
AUGCUAGGAAACGUGCUCCAAAAGCAACUAGCAAUAAAGACGUCAAGCUCAAUAUCACCUUGCGGACCAGUCCAAGCACCUAAUCGACAACCCAAUGUCGAAGGCAAUGCUCCUCUCAUUAAUCCCCUAGCCUUUCAUACCUACGACUUUGUCCCAGGUCUCAAGGGCCAUCUUUUGUUCAUGGGGACUUCAUCGAAUUGGUCCUUCAACAAGAGAGUUCUCACAAUGACACACGAACGCAUCAAAGGAACACCACUGCCUACUCACAACCUUCACUUUGCUGGGCUUGAAGGAAAGGUCUUCGACUUCAAGUGGGAUGGGACGAGGAGGCUUGCAUCUGGGGAUGUACCCGACAUGACCGCUCUUCCAACAAAGGACUUUGCUCUGUAUCUCAUUAAUUCAGUCAAAUUCCACUGCAGCUGGCUAUAUAAUCUCUUCGACGAAGACAUCUUUAUGGAACGCUUUCGUCGCUUCCACGAGCAUCCUGCAGAGCACGCACAAGCCGAGCCUCUAUGGUUUGUUCAUUAUCUUAUCAUAUUAGCAUUCGGAAAGGCCUUUGUGGUGCAUUCGACAAAAUCUCGACGACCUCCCGGAGGAGAAUUGUUCGUGCAAGCUAUGAAGCUCAUGCCAGAUUUUAGCUUCUUCGAUUGCGAUGUGAUAGAUCAGUUACAAGUUCUCUGUUGCGCUGCCCUUUAUCUACACUGCGUGGAUUAUAUUCAACAGGCCCAUCGUCUGGUCUGUAACGCUCUUCGAAAUGCUUUAGAACACGGUAUGCACACAGAGAUGCAAUCCAGCGCCCUUGAUAAAUCUUACGUGCAGAGAUGUCGCCACAUGUUUUGGACAAUCUACAUUCUCGAACGACAAAUGGGCUCUCUAAUGGGUCUCCCUCUGAGCAUAUCGGACGAUGUUAUAAGUGCGCGCUUUCCCGAUUUUCCAGGACAACCAGAACGCUUGGAGGCUCUCAAGUUACAUGUUGACUUUUGCAGAGUGCUCGCAAAGAUAGAUCAGACUGUAUAUGGGCUCGAAGGAAAACUCGACAGUCGAUACCUAGAGGCUACACAAUCAGUACUCAAAAGCAUCGCUAUCGUUACAGAACGACUGAACAAGUCGUUUGAGAUCCAGGCAGGCGAGGGUAUGGCUGGUAUAUCGCGAAUAUCAGCGCACCUGCAUCUUUUGCAACAUCAGUGCAUCAUUUUAACCACAAGGCCGCUGCUCUAUACGUUUCUUCUCUCACGUCUAGGCCAUUUGGAGGUAGCUUUGAUGCAUUGGCUACAAUCCGAGAGCGUGAAAGGCCUUGUACAGAUUUGUACCGAAUCGGCUCAACAGAUCCUUAGAAUUCUGUCCAGUCUUUCUGAACAGGGCCUACUUGAAACAUUCCUACGCUUUGACCAAGACGCAACAUUUACCGCUACAAUCGCACUACUCAUGGCUUCUGCAAUUGACUCAUCACUGUUGCCAGACCACACUCCCUGGACACAGCGUGCCUACUCUAUCUUUGAUGAAAUGGGGUCUCGUGGUAAUCCUGUGGCUAAUAUGGUUGCGUCUGAAUUAAAACAACUAGAAGGUUUGCUGAAAGAGUUUCUGCUUCACAAUGAGUCAAGGUCUUUAGUUGCGACUCAGAGCCACAACACUCCGUGUGAAGGGCCCUCUGACGAUACAAAUACUACGGAAGCAUCUAUUCCUGGAUAUACCGAGUCUUUCGGCCUUGAUUCUGAAGAUGAUUUCGGUUUGGGGUUAAACUAUGAGCUUAGCGCUGAACAGUUGCUGAACAUUGCGAAUUCGCUGGAUGUUGAUAGUUUGACGUGGCCAUGGCCUGAGGACCCAAUGGUGGAGGGUAUGGAGGAGUCUGGAUAG